Mytilus californianus (California mussel) is the source of this 3458-nucleotide messenger RNA. RefSeq lists its product as uncharacterized. The coding region runs from base 126 to 1745 and encodes 539 amino acids. NCBI's taxonomy places the organism in Eukaryota, Metazoa, Mollusca, Bivalvia, Mytilida, Mytilidae. The record is from RefSeq and is a predicted model, not a curated record. The transcript is spliced from 13 exons.
AUUGCCAUAUUAUAAACGAAUUUACUGACUGUUUGGAUCGUAAUCGGAACACACUCCGUAACAGUACCAGCCCACUCUUCAGGAUACUAGCAGACAAUUUCGACAAAGAACUUGUUAGAUCAAGAAUGAAAAAUGUUUGUGAUUUGCUUCCAGGCGUGGCUAAUGAUCUUGAGUGUUUGAACUCAGCUUCAAACAACACAAACGUGAAGAGUUGUUUAUCGCAAUACAUCUCACAUCUGAUGCAGCCAAGCUUAACACUUGAUAAUUUGUGCCGGGCCAUGGCGUCCCAAGAACUAUGUUUAAGGCAAUAUACUACACCCGAUCUAUGUCCUGUGUCUGUGCUUGAGUUUUAUUUAACAAAUGAGCUAAUAUUUAUUCCAACAUAUUGUCAAAGUUUCACGAAUCGGACCAUGUCACUUGAUAUGAACGCAGGUUUUACAAACCCGACAAUGGCAACUGAUACGGACAAGAGUUAUAUAGAUUCCGUUAUACUUAUUUGUGCCUUGGAGUCCUUUCACAGCACUUUGAAUGGUGUAGGUGCAGAAUUUCGUAAUUCGUCAAAUAAUCUUGCAGCUAUUGCAAGGAUCAUUGCUGAAUCGUUUAACACCAAGUCUUUUUGCAGCAAUCGAACUGCAUUUGCUUCGUGUGUCCAAGAUCGAUUUGUGAAACCUUUCAGUGAGAUUGAUUCGAUAAUUGCCAGAUAUUUGAACCCAAACUCGAUUGGUUCAGCAUUAAAUCAUUUUUGUGAAUUACCAAUUAGUCGACCAGAAGAAGCAUGUUUGAAAGAACGUGACACUGUAAUAGGUUUGGUAUUUUGUGGCGGAACAAUGAGUUUACAUUUAACGAAUCUCAAAAAAAGAAACAAAGACAGGAACCAAUAUUAUUCGCAACGCAAUUACACCCUACCAACUACUGUUGAACCAGGAGACGUGUCAGACAUCUGCUCAGCAAUAAGAAGUGUGGAUAUGUGUGUUCGCAUACAGCUACAGAGAUGCAGUCCCAAUUUAGCACAAACCUUUGCAAAUGUGGAGAAACAACUUCUUACUACAGACUGCUUUAACGCAAAAUCUAAAUGGAUUGAGAAUUCGCACUUUACCUCGGUUAUGAUGUAUUGUGGUGUGCACAUUGGCGGUGAACUCUAUUUACGCAUUAUUGGUAAAAACACAACAAUUGGCGGAAAACAAGCUACUUUGAAUGUAGUUAAAGAUUUUAUUCCAUAUGUUUGUGGCAAGAUGAACGAUUUUGUCACCUGUAUCGCUCGGGAAGUUGGUCAGUCCAAAAAUAUAUUAGACAGAAUUUUCAUGAAGUUUCUUGACCUCACCAAUGCUUAUCGUCUACAAGUAAUUUUUGGAGCAAUGUGUGAUCGAACAAGAGACAUUCAGAAUAACGUGGAAUGCUUCAGUAAGGGAGGAUUCAGUAAUUGUACAUAUCUACUAGAGGAGCAAAAUCAUCUUUUCAUGAAAUAUCUGGACACUUUUCAAAAAAACAUUACAUAUUUUGAUGUCGAUUCUGUUACAGAACUUUGUGGAACCGUUAAAGAAUUUGGAAUAUGUGGUGCAAGAGCGUUGUCAAACUGUAGCCAAGAUCUCAGUCAGCUUGGACAGGAUAUCAUCAAUGAACUUCUAAGACUGGACUGUGGAGGUUCACGACCUUUGACAAGAUAUCUCAACACUGGAACUCAGAAGAUUCCGUUGAAAUUUACUUUGUUUUCAAGCAUCUUCUUAUUGAUGCAAUUCAUGUUAUGAUGAGCUAGACAUAUUGAAAUGUGAGAAGUGUUAAAGUAUAUAUGAUCUUAAAAUAUAUAUAUCGGCUGCUUAACUGAUUACUAGUAUAACUGAAUUUUAUAUCGAAAGUUUUUUUUAAGUAUUAGAAGAAAUGACCGUGGUCAAAGAUUCAUGGAAAUGAGGUCAAGGUCAGAUGAACAUGUCAACCGUACAAUGAUCCCAUACAAGAAGUUUUAGUAUAAGAAAUACUUAAAGAUGACCCAGGAAAAUGAAGUCGAGGCAAGAUGAAACAUAAGAGACGUACAAAUGGAGUUUUAAUUGUACAUAAUGCCGUCUGUAUUUUCAUAUUAUGACUAUUCACCUCCUGAUUAUGUACCAAUCUGUGAUAAUACACCAGUGACGGUAUGCAGAUGGGAAGAUGGAUCGAAAGUCAAAAAUAGAGGUGCUUUUAAAAACAAAAUAUCUAGCGCUAAAUCCACAUCUGUUCUAUUCAAAUCUUCGUAUCAGUGCAUGCACAAAUAUAGCCCUCCUUAAUUACCAUUUUAGUGUACAAUAUUCGUACUUGUAUUUACAACAUACUUUCUUGAAAUUUUCCAUUGAUAAUUUAGAACUCUGGCAAAGUUGACCUUAUGUGGAUUUUUCGAUUUUUUUUAGGUCCCUUUUGGUCAUAUAGUUUCUCAAGUAGUAUUUAUAUAACCACGUCUUGUUUGGUGUGAACUGAUGGAAGUAAAUCCCGAACGCUCCAAAUUUAUAGUUUUCAAUUCAUUACCAUCGUACUCAAUAUACAGCUGUUGAGCUAUAAUGGCUUAGAUUCUUAAAACUGCCAUUGGAUGUCACUGCGUUCUUAAAAGACAAUCACUGUGUCAUCCAAUAUAAACGCGGUCAGUUGGAACAUGUAGGUCAGUAUUUUUUGCGUUUCUGUCAAUAUUUUAUUUAAAACGUUCUUUCGCUUUUGAAAGUUGUCUAAUCCUUAUUUUUCACAGUGCAUACAUUAACAAUUUACUCUCCCUUGUGCAAAGUUUUUAUUUCUUGCCUGGCUUUGGCAAUACUUUUUUGUCCUUUUUGGUUAAUAGCUAUUCAUCUUUUUAAUAAGCUUUGGAUUUUCAAAUAUGUUGGCCUCGAGCAUCACAAAAGAGACGUUGAUUGUCGAAAUGCGCAUCUGGUGCAGCAAAAUUGGUACCGUUUAUUUUAUUACUACCACUGGGUCGAUGCCUUUGCUGGUGGACGGAUAUUCUCCGAGGGUAUCGCCAUCCUAGUAACCAAUACUUCGGUACUGGCAUGAAAAUACUGAUUUUGUGUUUUACAAAAUUUUGGAAAUUAUUUUAAAUGAUGAAAUAUAUCUCCCUCAUACGAAGCUCUGAUUCCUUGCCCGGCUUUGGCAAUAUUUUUUGUCGUUUUUGGUUUAUAGCUCUUCAUCUUUUUAAUAAGCUUUGGAUUUUCAAAUAUUUUGGCCUCGAGCAUCACUGAAGAGACAUUGAUUGUCGGAAUGCACAUCUGGUGCAGCAAAAUUGGUACCGUUUAUGUUAUUACUAAAUCUUCCGCUUGUCCUCCACAUGGAAAUUUCUUCAUGGAGUUAUCAAUCGUAUUUCAGAAGUCAUAUCUAGUGGAGCAUGUAGAAAACAGAAAUUGUUAAAAACAAAAGAGUUUGUGGCCAAAUUCAUUGUAUAUAAAUCCCACGUGGUAGCUUGAUUUAUGAAUGCCUGUAUUUACAAAGGUAAUAAAAAUCAUACAAGA